Molecule: messenger RNA, 2097 nt
Organism: Thermothielavioides terrestris NRRL 8126
Lineage: Eukaryota; Fungi; Ascomycota; Sordariomycetes; Sordariales; Chaetomiaceae
Exons: 8
Coding region: 1-2097 (698 amino acids)
Biological process (GO): telomere maintenance via telomerase
Cellular component (GO): telomerase catalytic core complex
Molecular function (GO): telomeric repeat DNA binding; telomerase RNA binding
Source: RefSeq, a predicted model, not a curated record
AUGGGUCAUCCUCCCGGCCCGCUGCCCCGGAAGAGGGGCCGGAGCGAUGGCGCCGGGCACGACCCCGACCCCGACCCCGACUCCGCAGCCGACCGCCCAGCCAAGCACGCCAAAUGCGCACACGAACCGCGCAAUGCCGUUGUCACACAUAAACUGCUCGCCCAGUAUUAUGAUGAGAUCCAGACGUUGCGCCAGUACGCGCUCUCCAAGCUGCCCGCCGCGUCACGCAUCCGGCGAAGGAAGAUCGCAUCGGUCGGACUGGGCCAACCUUCUGGAAAGCCCCACACCGCAGAUGAGCUCGCUCUUGCGAGCCUUCUCGACUCGGCCAUUGUUGCCCGCCGCCGCCAUGGUAACACCGGCGACGACCUCCGCUGGGAAAGCUGGGUCGCUUUCUCCCAGAAGGGUGACGAGUCGUACGUGACGCUCUCGGACGGCCUCAAGGGAUCAGUCUUCUCGCAAUCCGAGAUUGUCGACUUCGUCGUCUGGUUGCUGUUCUCCAGGAGCAAUGGCUCUUGGCCGAAGCACCUGCUCUGUGAUGGCUUUCGCAGAGCUGGCCCAAACAGGCCGCCCAACGCCGGAGUGACUACCACGAUUCCGGGCUUGGUUUGCGCCCAUCCUAACCAGCAUGUGCAGGCCCUGAAAGCGCCGCCCUGGCCUCAGCUGCUCAUGCUCCUGGGGAAAGAAGGGGAGCGCAUCAUGAUAGAUCUCUUGGUCGACUGCGCCAUCUUCAGGCCUGUGACGGCUGGCAGAGGGAACCUCUACCAGCUGAGCGGCAUCAAAAUUUCAGAGCUCGAGCCUGUCACGCAACUUCAGGAGAAAGAAAGGCCCAUACCCGCGGAUAUCGUGAGCUCGAGGAAUGCCGAACUUCGCCCCUCCGAGAUUUCCUUCGUCAGAAAUGUCCUGAAUCGGUUUCCCUACAAGGGACCAUCGACCGGCGAAGCUGCUACGCCCGACGACAGCGUCAUCCACCUCCUGAUGUACAUGUUCCCUCGGCAGUUUGGCCUACACAAUGUGUUUACAUCGGCCGUGGAUCGCCGACGGACGGCUCAGAAGUUCCACGAUUACACCCUUCGGGAAGAGGAGAUAGCACAAAAGUUCCCUGCGUCGGACACUGGAAGAAACCCAACCAAGAAGGUCCCCAAGAGACUGAGGGGAAAGGCAAUGGAUCUGGUUCGACGCCUCCAGGUGCUCCAUUCGCGCUGCUCUUAUGCAGAGAUGCUCCACCAUUACUGUCCGGUGUCCGGUCAAGUUGGCGGCCUAGGGCAGGUCCAACCACGUUCGAGCAAGACUAUAUCGUCUUCCUCCAGAUUCCCUACCGGCCCUGCUAAGAGCGUAAAAGGGGCCAGGUCGUCGGCGGCUCCAGCCCCGGACCUCCGGUGUGCCUCUCUUACUGAGCUCGCCACCCCAAUCUCCCGCGUUUCGGCCUUCUGCCAGGCUGUGCUGUCAAAAGUUAUCCCGAACGGAUUCUGGGGUCAGGGCUCGGUUCAAAAACACAACAAGGCGUGUUUCCUCAAGAGAGUCCACUGUUUCAUCCACCUUCGCCGAUUUGAGAGCAUGUCACUCCACGAAGUCAUGCAAGGGAUGAAGCAAUCUUUGACUCGCUCACGGUCGAGUAUUCUCGCCGGCCCGGCCGGAAUUUCAAACGCAAAGUCAUCAUCGCACCUCAUGUUCUUCGACACGGCGCACAACUCGCGCCGCACGGUGCUAGGGAAUGUCUACUCCGCCUUCGCCGAGACGGCCGCCAAGAUGUGGGCGUACGCGCGGUGCAUGGCGGCCGGCAGGCCCGGCCCGCGUGUCCUGGUCGAUACGAUCAAGACGCUGGUGGACGUAGCAUUUGUGUUGCUCACGAGCAGGGCGAGGCGGGAACGGUACCCGGGGUAUGUGUGCUGUCUCAGGAAGGUCGAGGUCGCCUGGUUGGCGAUGGUGGCGUGCAGGCAGGUGCUGGUGAGGAAGCAGACGGGCUACGGGGAGGUGAUCGCCUGGUUGGAGGGAGAGACGCGGAAGCUAUCCGGCCAGAAGGGCUUGGACGUUGAGACAUUGGUCGAGGUUGCGAAGGCCCUGCCGGCGCAUAAGCUGCUAGGGGAUCGCAGGGUGUAG